Molecule: messenger RNA, 1613 nt
Organism: Emericellopsis atlantica
Lineage: Eukaryota; Fungi; Ascomycota; Sordariomycetes; Hypocreales; Bionectriaceae
Exons: 5
Coding region: 185-1333 (382 amino acids)
Biological process (GO): tricarboxylic acid cycle; isocitrate metabolic process
Cellular component (GO): mitochondrion
Molecular function (GO): magnesium ion binding; isocitrate dehydrogenase (NAD+) activity; NAD binding
Source: RefSeq, a predicted model, not a curated record
ACGCAUCCCAUCGCCGGCUCCAGUCCUUGUCGCCCGCUCCCAGCCGACCGACCGAGACCUCACUUUUUCUCCGCGCGCUAUCUUCGCUUUCCACUCUGGUUGUGUUUUUUUUUCUCCAAGUCCCCUUCCUUCCUCCUCCCCCUUUCCCACACGUACUCGCCAUCCCACGACCUGAGCUGUCAAGAUGUUGAGCCUACGAGCCUUUGCCAGCCCUCUGCCCAGGCAAUGCCUGCGCACGGCGCCUCGCGCUGCCGCCACCUGGUCUCUCUCGCGCUCGUACUCUUCUGCCAACGACAAGGUCGCCAAGUACAACGGCAACAAGGACUCGAACGGCAACUACCUCGUCAGCUUGAUCGAGGGUGACGGCAUUGGUCCCGAAAUCGCCGUCUCCGUCAAGGACAUCUUCGCUGCCGCCAAGGCCCCCGUGUCAUGGGAGCCCAUCGAUGUCACCCCUAUCCUGAAGGAUGGCAAGACCGCCAUUCCCGAUGCUGCCAUUGAGAGCAUCAAGAGGAACAAGGUCGCCCUCAAGGGACCUUUGGCUACCCCCGUCGGCAAGGGCCACGUCUCUCUCAACCUCACCCUCCGCCGCACAUUCAACCUCUUCGCCAACCUGCGCCCCUGCCGCUCGGUUGCCGGCUACAAGACCCCCUACGACGGCGUCGACACUGUCCUCAUCCGUGAGAACACCGAGGGCGAGUACUCGGGCAUCGAGCACGUUGUCGUCGAUGGCGUCGUCCAGUCCAUCAAGCUCAUCACCGCCGAGGCGUCCGAGCGCGUCCUCCGCUUCGCCUUCCAGCACGCCGAGGCCAUUGGCCGCAAGAAGGUCCGCGUCGUCCACAAGGCCACCAUUAUGAAGAUGUCCGACGGUCUCUUCCUCAAGACCGCCGAGCGCGUCGCCAAGGACUUCCCCUCCAUCGAGUUUGACGCCGAGCUCCUCGACAACACCUGCCUCAAGAUGGUCACCGACCCCAACCCCUACAACGACAAGGUCCUCGUCAUGCCCAACCUGUACGGUGACAUUCUGUCCGACAUGUGCGCCGGCCUGAUCGGCGGCCUGGGCCUCACCCCCUCGGGCAACAUUGGUGACGAGUGCUCCAUCUUCGAGGCCGUCCACGGCUCCGCCCCCGACAUUGAGGGCAAGGCUCUUGCCAACCCCACCGCCCUCCUCCUGUCCUCCAUCAUGAUGCUGCGUCACAUGUCUCUGAACGAGCACGCCAACCGCAUCGAGAAGGCCAUCUUCGACACCCUCGCCGAGGGCAAGGCUCUCACCGGCGACCUCGGCGGCAAGGCCAAGACCCACGAGUACGCCAACGCCAUCAUCUCCAGGCUGUAAAUAGACAGACAGACAACGCCUCUUGACGACCAAACAACCAACCAAUCAACAACCUCCGACAAACCACACAACAAACCCAAUUCCACAACACCACCUAUACCUGGCUCCGCGGCCCGCCAAUCUACAAAGUGCGACGCGCGCUCGCGCACCAUAGCAUAUCCCUUUGAUUCUUAGUUUCUUGGCGGUUCCCAUGUGCAUAGUUUCAGUUCAUGGCGAGAGGGAAGACGCGGCCUUAUUUGAUGGACCUGCCGUCUUUGCUCAUGUUGGAAAAGUGUACCAG